AUGGCUGCUGAUUGGGAAAAUGUGGAUGCUUUUUUAGCACACUGCUGCGAGAACAACGAAAUAGACUUGAGUUAUGUUCGGUCAGAGAGCUUUUACAGUUUGCUACAAGAAUGCAACUGGGAAAAAGAUCCAUCAUAUGAAGCACUUUAUUACUCGAGAACGAAAUCCUUGAACAUAGAAUUGGACCGUUCUCUGGCAAGGACGUGGGUGAUGGAUGAGAGACUCUUUAUCGAGGAUAAAGAUACCAAAACCUGGAGCAUGCGAAAAUUUCCCAUCUAUAUUGGAUAUGGUCAUAAGAAGUAUCAGGACUUUCGCCUCAAGGUGGUCCUGCUAGAAGACAAAGCACGAACGGGAACAAAGUAUGUUGCGCUUGCCAACUCUGAAAGAAAAGGCUUAAAAGUUCAAGCUGAUCUUGUGGCUACCCGUUCAACAAUGUUGGACCUCAUGCUUACAGGAAUAGACAACCCCAAGGUCCUGUCAUGGAUAUACGCCGUUAAUGACCAGCUCUUCUUGGAGAAUGACAGAAAAAGAGGAUACAUGAAUCCAGCUGGAAUGACGGGACCCAAUUUUGAGGAGUUGAUGACCGUCAGGCAGAACUUUGAGCGCAAAUUCCGCUUCGAGUGUGCUAAAAAUAACAAUGAAAAGUACAACUCUUUAGUACGUCAUUCAUCGCUGAUGAAAGAUUCCAUCUUGGUAUCAUGCGAAAUUGAUGCAGUAAAGCCCCAACAAAACCAUGAUCUGAAAGAACGGUUUGGCCUUGACGAUCCAGUCAAAAAUUUGGACAGGUACGUUGAAUUUAAAGCCAGGGUACAAGGGAGAUUUGACUUAAAGUACUUUCAUCCUGCCCUCGUUCAGUGUUACUUGGCUGGUACGCCCACACUCGUUGUUGGUAUUAAAGAUAGACUCGACUUGAUUUCAGUUAAAGAGUGGGAUGUCAACGAGAUUCUUCUUUCUGGACGAAUGAAGCGGCUCGAGAAAUGGUUCUUGGAUCGAUGGUUGAUCUUUUUGAUUCGUUUCAUCAAGAUCUGUAUUUUGAAAAAGCGGAAUGGGAACUUACAAGCAUUUUGCAUUGAGCUCGAGGGUUCCAAGCUAGUUAUUCGAGAACAUGAAAGAUCUCGGCUAGAGAUUGAAGCGGCCCUUACAAGCGACUUUCUCAAGUGGAGAGAAGAGCAUCCUCAAAAAGAUCUGGAGGAUGAGUUGGCAGAUUUGCUUCGUCCUCUCAAUAUUAACGAGAACGAGACGUAA
Messenger RNA from Meyerozyma guilliermondii ATCC 6260, 1245 nucleotides. RefSeq lists its product as uncharacterized. Gene Ontology annotation, biological process: nuclear-transcribed mRNA catabolic process; NAD-cap decapping. Bases 1 to 1245 code for a protein of 414 amino acids. NCBI's taxonomy places the organism in Eukaryota, Fungi, Ascomycota, Pichiomycetes, Serinales, Debaryomycetaceae. The record is from RefSeq and is a predicted model, not a curated record. Gene Ontology annotation, cellular component: cytosol; nucleus. Gene Ontology annotation, molecular function: mRNA 5'-diphosphatase activity. The transcript has a single exon.